Messenger RNA from Schizophyllum commune H4-8, 1521 nucleotides. Its product is annotated as dynein regulator. Gene Ontology annotation, molecular function: protein binding. The record is from RefSeq and is a predicted model, not a curated record. Lineage: Eukaryota; Fungi; Basidiomycota; Agaricomycetes; Agaricales; Schizophyllaceae. Bases 79 to 1401 code for a protein of 440 amino acids. The transcript has 8 exons.
CCAACAUCAACCUUCGUGUUCAAACUCGCCGUUCGUCUGCUCUUGCCACUGCUGGAGACCUCGUAGUGGACGUCGACCAUGUCGCUGCUGUCGGACAGGCAGAAGGAUGACUUGCACAACGCGAUGCUCGAUUAUCUGCACGCCAACAACUAUACCGAGGCGUACAACGCGCUGCAGUCCGAGACGGGCAUAACGUACAACCCAGAUCCCAAGUCCAAGUACGCGGGCCUGCUCGAGAAGAAAUGGACGAGCGUUAUCCGGCUGCAGAAGAAGAUCAUGGAUCUCGAGAAUCGCAACGCUGCGAUGAAGGAGGAGCUCGCAGUCGCGCCCUCCAAGCGCUCAGCAGCGCAGUCCGACUGGUUGCCCCGCUCCCCCGCCGCGCAUGUCCUCCAGGGCCACCGAGGCGAGGUGUCGCGCGUCGCCUUCCACCCGCUCUACUCCAUUCUUGCCUCCGCGAGCGACGACACGACUAUCAAGAUAUGGGACUGGGAGACCGGGGACUUUGAGAGGACGCUGAAGGGUCAUACGCGCAUGGUGACCGACUUGGACUUUGAUCAUAAGGGUCAGCUCCUCGUGUCCUGCUCGCAUGAUAUGUUCAUCAAGAUCUGGGACUCGCAACAAGAGUGGAAGAACACAAAGACGUUCCCUGGUCACGAACAUGUUGUCUCCUCCGUCCGCUUCAUGCCUGGCGACCAGCACAUUGUUAGUGCAGGCCGUGAUAAGACAAUCAGAAUAUUCGACGUUGCUUCUACACAUCUUGUACGAACAAUCGUCGGCCAUUCCGAUUGGGUCAGAUGCGUCACACCAUCUGACGACGGGCGGUUGCUAGCAAGCUGCUCGCAAGACCAUACUGCCCGCAUCUGGGAUCCAACGAACGGCGAAUGCAAGAUGGAGUUGAGAGAUCACGAUCACGUCGUUGAAGUCAUCGUCUUUGCUCCCAUAGCUGCAUAUGCGACAAUACGGGAGCUUGCGAAGAUACCGCCAACUGACCGUUCAAAACGGCCAGGUGCAUACGCCGUGACCGGUGGUCGUGACAAGCUCAUCAAGCUAUGGGACAUAGCAAGCGGGCAGAUGCUUCGGAAUUUCGCCGGUCAUGAUAACUGGAUCCGGGCUCUCGUCUUCCACCCCUCAGGCAAAUACCUCCUCUCCGCCUCCGAUGACAAGACGAUCCGCAUCUGGGAGCUCGCCACCGGUCGCUGUAUGCGCACCAUCGACGCACACCUCCAGUUCGUCACCACCAUGCAGUGGGGCAGGCAGCGCAUCGGGGGCGCGCAGCCCGAGGGCGAUGCGUCGAAGGCGAACGGCGUGAACGGGGACAAGGCGAGCGAUGAGCCGGAGAAGGUGGUGAAUGUACUGGCGACGGGAUGCACGGAUCACUCGAUUAAGAUAUGGUUGCCGUGAGGCGGGGAGUGGGAGAGACAGGCAGGCGAGUGUUCUGCCGGUGGGAGCGGCGGCGCGUCCCGGUGGGCGGCUAUCCAAAUGACCGCGUCUGGGCUAGAGGAACAUUCGGUUUUGUUUCUG